CGAAACGGCGCCGUUUUCCUCAAGGGAUGGAUGUACAUCAAAAACCCUAACUCUGACAUCGUCGUCUUGCCACUCUCUCUGCCUUUGCUGUGAGCUCUUGCUCUCUCUCGUCCAGCCUCCGCCGCCGCUGCUUCGGCUUCCCGGGAUCAGAUUCAAUGGCACCUAAGAAGGACAAGGCCCCUCCUCCUUCCUCCAAGCCCGCCAAAUCCGGCGGUGGCAAGCAGAAGAAGAAGAAGUGGAGCAAGGGAAAACAAAAGGAGAAGGUGAACAACAUGGUGCUGUUUGACCAGGCAACCUAUGACAAGCUUCUUUCUGAGGCACCCAAAUACAAGCUCAUCACCCCUUCCAUCCUCUCUGAUCGUUUGAGGAUUAACGGAUCGCUUGCUAGGAAGGCAAUAAGGGAACUGAUGGCUAGAGGUUUGAUCAGGAUGGUUUCUGCCCAUGCCAGCCAGCAAAUCUACACCAGGGCUACCAACACUUAAAGCUGCUACUUUUUGUUCUUGUUCUUUCGACCAAUCUUUUAGUUUACUUAUUCAGCAUCUACAGCUGGUACUGUGAUCGCUAGGAAUUUUGAGACGAUGAAGUUGGUGUUGUACUUCUGUUUUCGUAGUUCAUUCUCCUCCAAGAAUUGAUUAUGGUUUAAUGGAUAUUGAUCUUCUACAUUACCAAAUCCCUUCGGGUCGUGAAUCGAGAUUGUCUUAUCUUGCCUUA
Messenger RNA from Punica granatum (pomegranate), 711 nucleotides. The record is from RefSeq and is a predicted model, not a curated record. NCBI's taxonomy places the organism in Eukaryota, Viridiplantae, Streptophyta, Magnoliopsida, Myrtales, Lythraceae.